Paraglomus brasilianum is the source of this 1290-nucleotide messenger RNA. The record is from the annotation of a GenBank genome assembly. Lineage: Eukaryota; Fungi; Glomeromycota; Glomeromycetes; Paraglomerales; Paraglomeraceae.
AUGGAGGAAUUUGAUUUUGAUGAUCUAUACAAGGAAGACGUCCCAUCACGGGUCGAAGAAGUGAAACUAAAUCCAGAGCCAGAUGCGUAUAAUUCAUUUAUAGACGGCGUUCCGUUAUGUCAAUUGAGCCCACGCGUAGUAGACGGAUACUUUAAAUUAUGGGGAAUAUCCUAUAGGCACAUUAAUCAUGCUCAAGAAAAUUACAGGGAAAAGUUGCAACAAGCACUGGCGGAUUAUCUAUCAGUAAGACAUUCUACAUUACUUGAAUCGAAAGAAUUAAAAGAUGAUGGAAGCACAAGAUAUAAUUGGGACGUGUUUCACCUCUGUGCGGUCUGUCUCAACCUCGAACAUUCAACCGAAACGUGUAGCAUAAACGUUGUCACUAUGAAUCUUGAAACCGUCACCACAUUUGAAUUAACCGAGUUUUUCGAUGUUCUCAAUCAAUAUUGCUCCGACUGCUCCUCGGGAAGCCUAGAAAUUCAAAUCAAGUCAAAAUCAUCAGAUAGCAAAGGUCUUGUCGUGGCGUCGUUUUUAGCAUCGCCAACGUUCACGGGCUCUGCAUUGUCAUGCGCAGGAAAUGAUUUUACUGAAGAGGAACUAAUAGCAAUUACAGCGGCAUUGAAGACGAAUGUUUCAUUAAAGUCUGUGCAUUUUGCGGGCAGUCGGAUGACACCAGCAACAAUUUCCACCCUAUGUGAUUCGCUCUUGUAUAACAAAACGCUUCGUCGGGUCAUAGCAUGUCCACUUGAUCUCUCUCACCUGGAUACUAAUUGCCUAAUCGACAUACGCAGGACUCUUGAAGUAAACACCAACAUUGAACUUUUCACUUUUGAUUCGGGUACGUUUGCUUACAACGAAUUCGACAAUGCUCAAACAAGUUAUCAACAAAUCGUGACUACUAUUAACAAAGCACAAGAAGAACUAUCUCUGCAAAUAGUUGACAGAAUAAUGUAUCUUUUACACCAGAAUGUCCGACUUAUCAGGACGACAGACUGUGCAGCGGCAACAAAGCUGUUGUGUAUAGUGAGGAUGUGUGCGUUUAACCUUCCGUGGCAGCGAGUAGGAAAUGAAAUAAGAAUGAGAAAGACCGUUCAUUUGCCACUUGAGUUAUGGCUGCACAUAUUUGAGGCCUUUGGUGAUUUGUGUGAAUAUUCGAAUAUAGCUAUUGCCAAGCUUAUACAAUACGGGUUGUGCAAAAGGACAUUGGUUAGAUCAUUAACGAAGAGGUCGUUUCUGAAUUUCACAUUCGAGAGCUGCGAAAAUUUAGAGGAGCUUUUGAUGUAUACUUGA